Messenger RNA from Drosophila ananassae, 609 nucleotides. It is a transcript of the gene COX7AL, whose product is annotated as cytochrome c oxidase subunit 7A1, mitochondrial. The transcript has 2 exons. NCBI's taxonomy places the organism in Eukaryota, Metazoa, Arthropoda, Insecta, Diptera, Drosophilidae. Bases 131 to 442 code for a protein of 103 amino acids. Gene Ontology annotation, biological process: regulation of oxidative phosphorylation; mitochondrial respirasome assembly; mitochondrial electron transport, cytochrome c to oxygen. The record is from RefSeq and is a predicted model, not a curated record.
AUUUUUAAAUUAUAAUAGAUUCCCAAGUAGGCUUUAAAUAUCAAAACCUUUUGGACUUGAACUUGGAAGCUUCAGUUUCAGAAGCCCUAAAAUUUUUGUUGAAACUAGUCACUGAAGAUACACUUCUUAAAUGCAAAGAAAUUUUCUCUCUUUACGGCCGCUCUUCCUGCGGGGGGUAGGCGAGUUGGGUACCUUGAAUUUACCCAACCGCCUUUCUCGGCCCUCGGUUGCUCUGAUGCAUGCUGCUGCUGCCAAACCACGUCCGGGGAAGAUCACCCCGAAGAUGGAGAAACUGCGAAAGAAAUUUCAGGCGGACAACGAUUUACCCGUUUUUCUCAAGGGUGGCAGCAUGGAUAAGCUUCUUUACCGGCUGACUUGGGUGCUGUGUUUCAUUGGCAUGGCCGGUGAUGUUCUUCUGUGGUUUGGCUACAUUUUGGCCUAAUCUUAUGACCUCAUAAUCGUCUUUAAACACUUCAAGCAAUAAAAUUGCAACACGCAAUAAUGUUCUUCGCCUCACACCCUAAACUUUAAACGGCUUGUGCUCUUGUCCUGUUUCUGUGUUCUGGUUUCAUGAAUACGGCAAUUCAAUUAAACUAUCAUCCGAAAUUA